AUGGCACAAAAAAUAUUAGAAGCAUUAACCCAACUCCUAAAAAAAGAUGAAAGGCUAGUAGUAGACGGUAAACUUGCCAAAAAUAAAAUUAUUGAAUUAGCACUUCAAUUAGAUUUAAGGCUUCUGAAACUUCUCAAAUCUUCCCCCGAAAUCAAGAAAAUAUUUUUCCAAGAGGUUGACGACAUACUGGUUUUCGAUAAAAUAAAGCUUCAGAGUUUUAUUUCUAAUAAGCAAUUUCUCCCGGAUAGUUUUACUGCCUACAAAAAUAAAAUAGGCUUGUCGUCUGAUAGGCAAUACUUAACCGAUAGCGGAGAAGUUGUGUUAGUUUGA
This is a messenger RNA of Entrophospora sp. SA101, 330 nucleotides long. Lineage: Eukaryota; Fungi; Glomeromycota; Glomeromycetes; Entrophosporales; Entrophosporaceae. The record is from the annotation of a GenBank genome assembly.